GAUAAACAUGUGAAGAACUUAAGCUGAAACAUGGAUAUUACAAUUCAAAGGGGGAAUUCACUUCCAGAAAUCCAGAAAUGUCAUAAAUGCUGCAGUGAUUUUCACUGCCCAUUCUGUGACCCCAUAUAUUUCAAACCCACAAAGUUGUCCAAAGUUCAAAAACAUCUCAAGGGACACUUCAACAGAGCACUGCAACAUGAAGGGUACACCAUACAUCGAUGCGGUCGCCCCUGCCGAACCCAGCAACAUUAUCAUUGCUUGUACUGUCAGUCAACAAUUUUAAGAAAGCCAGAUUUCAUUACACAUUUAGGUUCCUGCAAAUGUAAGAGCGUUAAGAGAGCAAGUGCCACUGAUGCCUGUAACAUCACACCCACUGCUGUGGCAACUGCUGUUGCACAAGCUACUGCCAUUGCUGUUCCAGCUACCACAGCCAUCGCUGCCACCUCUGUGCCAUCUAUCAUUGUGCCACCUACUGUUAUGCCGCCCUUUUCUGCCAUCUCUGUGCCGCCCACUGCUGCGCCUUCUACCACAGCCACUGCUGCCACCUCUGUGCCAACCAGCACUAUGCCACCCACUUCUGCCACCUCUGUGCCAACCAGCACUAUGCCACCCACUGCUGCCACCUCUGUGCCAACCAGCACUAUGCCACACACUGCUGCCAACUCUAUGCCACCCACUGCUGCCACCUCUGUGCCAACCAGCACUAUGCCACCCACUGCUGCCAUCUCUGUGCCAACCAGCACUAUGCCAUCCACUGCUGCCAACUCUGUGCCACCCACUGCUGCCACCUCAGUGCCAACCAGCACUAUGCCACCCACUGCGCCAACCAGCACUAUGCCACCCACUGCUGCCACCCCAGUGCCAACCAGCACUAUGCCACCCACUGCUUCCACCUCUGUGCCACCCACUGCUGCCACCUCAGUGACUGCCAAGCUAAUAUGGAGUUGGCAUGGAGAAGUGGACUGCAGUCAUACCAGUGUGUACACCUCCGGUCAGUUUCAUACUGCAAAACCUUUUUAA
Molecule: messenger RNA, 1020 nt
Organism: Xyrauchen texanus (razorback sucker)
Lineage: Eukaryota; Metazoa; Chordata; Actinopteri; Cypriniformes; Catostomidae
Product: mucin-5AC-like
Exons: 4
Coding region: 31-1020 (329 amino acids)
Source: RefSeq, a predicted model, not a curated record